UGGAGUUUGUCUCAUAUUCUGAAAUCUUUAUAUCUUCAUUUCCUGGUUUCCAAAUUGGUUCUUUUUCAAGUAUUCUAAUUCUACUUUUUUGUGUCUAUGUUUGUGUCCCAAUUUCCUGUUUUGUUUUUAUGGUCCUUACUCCUUAUGAUGUCUGAAAGAUUCCAGUCAAACUUAUUUUAAAGUCAUUUUCACAUUGCCCUAUUAUUUUCAAUUUGUGUCGAGUGGAUUUAUCUCAAGUGUUGAUUUUGGCUUUUUCCCCAUCGUUUCUGUCUUUUUGUAAUUUCACUUUGCAGGCUCAUGUUGAGUGGAAUUAUCACUUCCCUUCUCCAAACCACCUGUCUGUCUAGUACUGAUUUUGUGGUUGGUCCCACCCAUAGUCCUGUUCAGUGCUUCAGGCCACAGCAAAGCGUAUAUGGGUGCUUCAGAAUUCUUACCAUGUAGUGUUAAAGUUCGUAUGUCCCCUCACGGCUUGGCCCAGGUUGUCGCUACGAGGCUGUGUCUGCUUCCUUCAGGUUUCCCCCAAGUACUCUGUAUAAGCCUUAGUCUCAUUUUACCUGUUUUCAGUUUUUUUUCAUGGAAGGGAGAGCCCCACUGUAAAUACUAGUUUAAGGGUUCGUCUUAAACUGUCUCCUGUCUCCCCCAUCCUCUGUCUUGUGUUGUUGUUAUUCUCCUUACUUUACAACUAGGAGGUCUCCCAGCUGCCUUUGCACAGCAGACCAGCAGGGUCAGUACCUAUUCUAGUUCUUGGUUUUGGUUUUGAGAGAGGCUAUACCUUUUUUUGUUUCCCCUUUUUAUAUUUUAUCUCCUGUUGUCAUGUAUUUCAAGACUGGGAGGCAAGGUGCUUCAAAACAUGAACUCUUGGCAACCAUCUCCAGGAAGUCUCUUCCAACUUCCUUAUUCUGUGGCGUAGGAAUAGGACUGCAGCUGUUUUUCCCUGUAUCUUACAGUGACACAAGUCUUCUCAGAGGCCUCCAACAGCAGGGUUGAAGCAACGCAGCUCUUUUACAUUCUUUGGAAACUCUUAUUUUCUAAAUACGGUUUUGGAUUUUUGGAGAUAGUAGAGUUAGAUCUGGGUUUGAAUCUUAGCUCCAUCGCUUUGUCUAUUCGUUCAACAAGUAUUUUGAGGACCUACUUAGUGCUAGGUUUGGUCUAGGUGCCUUGCUUCUUAGGAAAUAUUUAGUAGCUUUGUAAUUUAGGGCAAGUUAUUUAACCUCACUGUGCCUGCCUUCUCUGUAAAGUAGGCAUAAUAUCGUCUACCUCAUAGGGUUAUUUUAAGGAUUAAAUUAGAUAUUAAGUUUUUUAUUAAGCACAGUAAAAAUUAAUAAAUGUUUGCUAUUACAGACAUGCGCCACAUAACGUUUUGGCCAAUGAUGGAUUGCAUAUGUGACGGUGGUCCUAUAGGAUUAGUGCCAUUUAGCCCAGUUUUUCAGAAGCAUCAAAUAAUGUCAUCUGAAACGUUGCCAGCAUUUGUUGAGACUUCUAAUGUUGAAAGAACGCAAGACUUAAGUGAGGAUCAAGAGGAGAGCCAGAAGCCAAGAUCAGGUGAAGGGUUGGAACCAAUAUCUAAACGACAAAUGAAGAAGCUAAUAAAGCAGAAACAGUGGGAAGAACAACGAGAACUCCGCAAACAAAAGCGAAAGGAAAAACGCAAGAGAAAGCAGUUAGAGCGACAUUGUCAACAGGACUCAAACUCAGAUGGAAAUGACAGAAAACGUAUUCGAAGAGAUGUUGUUCAUAGUACACUCCGCCUUGUCAUUGACUGCAGUUUUGACAGCUUGAUGGUGUUAAAGGACAUUAAGAAACUUCAUAAGCAGAUUCAACGAUGUUAUGCAGAAAAUCGACGAGCACUGCAUCCUGUGCAGUUUUACUUGACAAGCCAUGGAGGCCAGUUGAAAAAGAACAUGGAUGAAAAUGACAAAGGAUGGGUCAACUGGAAGGAUAUCUACAUCAAACCAGAUCACUAUAGUGAAUUCAUAAAGAAAGAAGACCUGAUUUAUCUUACGUCAGAUUCACCUAAUGUCCUGAAGGAAUUAGAUGAAUCCAAGGCCUAUGUGAUCGGAGGGUUAGUGGAUCACAACCAUCACAAGGGACUCACAUAUAAACAAGCAUCAGAGCAUGGAAUUGAUCAUGCGCAGCUUCCCCUUGGAAAUUUCGUGAAGAUGAAUAGUAGAAAAGUUUUGGCAGUUAAUCAUGUGUUUGAGAUUAUUCUGGAAUAUCUGGAAACCAGAGACUGGCAGGAAGCAUUUUUUACCAUCUUACCCCAGCGGAAAGGAGCUGUUCCCACAGACAACGCCUGUGGAAGUUCCUCACAUAACAAGAAGUCUGCCAGAGCUGGAGGUGGACUGGACAGUGAUUCCAGUGAAGAGGAAAAUAGCAGAAAUGAACUGGAUUCACCACGUGAGGAAGAAAAUCGGGAUAAAGAAAACAGCACUGAAUCUGCCAUGAACUCUAUACCACACUAAUGUCAUCUGGGAUCUUUGUUUUUUAGUUAAAGGACAAAUUAGGAGAAAAUGACAUGCUUCAGAGAAUAUUUGAAUUGGAAGAAAAUUUCAUUUGCUCUAUUUCUGUUUUUAUUUUUUGGUGAGGAAGAUUGGCCCUGAGCUAACAUCUGUUGCCAACUUUCCUCAUUUUGCUUGAGGAAGACUAUUGCUGAGCUAACAUCCCUGCCUAUCUCCCUCUGUUUCAUGUGGGAUGCUGCCACAGCAUGGCUUGAUGAGCGGUGCUAGGUCCACACCUGGGAUCCAAACCUUCCAACCACAGGCUGCCAAAGGGGAGUGCGCAAACUUAACCACUAUGCUACUGGGCUAGUCCCCUCGUUUUCUCUUAGUUCUGUUGUAAAUUUUUAAAACUUUCUUUUAAAAUAAAAAGCCCUUAUAAGAAAACAUUUUUUGCUUUUGCAUAAGAUUUAAAUGUGUAAUUUUUAAAAUAGUUUUCUAAGCCUCUAAUGAGUUUUUUGAGAAUUUUAUUAGUAAAGCUUCAUUCUCUUUUUUUUUUACUGGAAUGUAUUCUUUAGAAUGUGCCUUCUGACCUUCAGUUUUAUUAGUUUAUGUUUAUCUCAGUGCCUUUCUGGUUUGCUGUCUGCUUAUUUGUGGAGGUACGUAUUCCUAAGUCUCCUGCAAGUCUGCCAAGAUGUUCUCUGUGGGAAGUUACCUUCUAUUUGCAGGUUUUAUAUUCAGUUUAGUUACUUCAGAGGAAUAUAGUGAUUUUAGGGAGAAGUGUCAGACUGAUAAACUCUACAGUCUGUCUUUUGGCUUAUGGAGCCUGUCCAUGUUCCUCCUUUGUAAGGCCUUUAUGUGGUCCUAAAGCAGUCACUGAGAGUUAAGAACCUCUUUAAGGUAUUUUCUUACUGCCAAUAAUGGUGAUAAAUUAUUUCAGUUACAAGAUUUAGUUUUUCAGGCCAGAUUACUUUAAAAGGCUAUCAAAGGAUCAGUUUUUUCUUUACCUAAAUUUAAAAGCAGCUCAUAGCAGCUAUCCUUUCCUUCCAUGUGUACUUUUUUAAAAUAAAAUAUCUAUUGGUUCUUAAAGUGAAUAAAGUUAACUUUAUAUCUGUACCUGCCUACUAUCAUAGAGUAAUAAUAUUCAAGCUAAUGUAAAUGUAUGUUUCUGUAAAUAAUAUAAGCAUGUGUGAAAAUAUGCAUAUAAUUGUACAUACGUCUGUCCACAGUUUGCAUGCUGCUCACUUAUUAACUGAUAACAGGAUGGAGUUGCCGUGUAUCUGUAUUAGCAUGAACGAUUGUGUUGAACAACACUAAGAAAUUUGAAUUUCAUAAAGUGCAAAAGUCCAUAACUAAACAUUUGUGUGAGGACGUUGGCAAGGGAAGAUGGGGCUGAAAGGAGUUGUUUCAGUUUCCUACUAGUAAACAGUUAUGUUUAAAGUACAGUGAUUGUUCUUUGUUGCAGCUAAAGUAAGAUUUCAGAAGCCUUCACUCAGUUUGGAUAAAGUGAGUUUCUGUUCUUUUUAUUCAUUGGCGUCUCAAAUUAUAUACACAUUUGGUAGAGAGUUCACUGCAUUUAGGAUGGAUGUUCACUGUCCCUUACAUUUUGUUGCUUUAUUCUUAGUAAUCUAUUAUAGUUAUCCGUUUAAAGUAAGGUAUGUGAGCAAGGUGUGCGAAUAAAGAAAAGCCCCUACAAUUCAGGAACAAAGCUAUGUCUUAAGUUGUGUUUUUCAGUUUCAAGUUUUUGUGAGUAAAUGUGGUUUAGUAAC
Molecule: messenger RNA, 4204 nt
Organism: Equus caballus (horse)
Lineage: Eukaryota; Metazoa; Chordata; Mammalia; Perissodactyla; Equidae
Source: RefSeq, a predicted model, not a curated record